Messenger RNA from Scleropages formosus (Asian bonytongue), 4213 nucleotides. RefSeq names its product microtubule-associated protein 6 homolog. The record is from RefSeq and is a predicted model, not a curated record. Gene Ontology annotation, molecular function: calmodulin binding; microtubule binding. Gene Ontology annotation, cellular component: Golgi-associated vesicle; microtubule; cis-Golgi network. Bases 475 to 1566 code for a protein of 363 amino acids. Gene Ontology annotation, biological process: regulation of microtubule cytoskeleton organization; microtubule cytoskeleton organization; cytoskeleton-dependent intracellular transport. The transcript is spliced from 3 exons. Lineage: Eukaryota; Metazoa; Chordata; Actinopteri; Osteoglossiformes; Osteoglossidae.
GAAGAGUUAAUGACUGCGCGUCCCGCCCUCGGCGCUCCCGAGGUGCUGAUGCAGGCGGAGGCAGGUGGUGGUGCUCGGAUGCGGGGCAUCUUCUCCGUCCGGGUGCGGUCGGGCUGCGGAUCGUCUGUCCUUCACUUCUUUUAAAGCAGCGCGAAGAAACUUCGCCGGCCGCCAAUUCUUGCGCGACGUUACUCCGCGUCGCCACUUUGAGUCUCCGCGCGGGCGGCCGCUCGUUCGCACGCGCUCCUCCCUCCACCAAGCCCCCCCUCCCACCCCCUCGCCCUCAAGGGCAGGUAUUUCUGAGGGCCGCUUUGUCUGAGCAAAGCUCUGAUUCCGCGGCUGAAACGAUUCACCCGAGUGUGUUCGCAGUUCGCACGCGCUUCGCACCCGUGCGCUCUAUCCGCGGUUUCCGCGUUAUCCGCGUCGCAGACCGGCUACUCACUGCAGGGCAGGCGCUUCUGCUUCUCGGCCGCCAUGGCGUGGCCCUGCAUCACCAGGGCUUGCUGCAUUAACCGCUUCUGGACUGAGCUGGACAAAGCGGACAUCGCCGUGCCGCUCGUCUUCACCAAGUACUCGGACGCGACGGACGAGCCGCACUUCCAUGUGCAGCCGCGCUCCAAGCAGGCGCCCCCCCAGGGCCGUGUCGCCAUAGAAACGCAGCCCACCCAGGGCGUCUCCAGGGCCGCGGGCGCCGAGGGCUCCACCGCCUCCGUGAUGCGCCAGGACUUCAGGGCGUGGAAGGUGCGGCCGGAGCGAAGCUGCAAACCCAAGAACGAGUACCAGCCUUCGGAGAUCCCGUUCAACAACGAGACGCAGUACCAGAAGGACUUCAAGCCGUGGCCGAUCCCCAAGAAACGGGACCACCCGUGGAUCCCGAAGCCGAGCCUGAGCGCCCGGUCCUGGCGCGCCCCCCCCGCAGAAGAUGAGAGCGGGCUGGAGAAGAGCGAGACUGCCGACAAGGUGCAGGAGAAGGAGAUGAAGCAGCAGGCGAGGAAGCAGGAGAAGAAGGAGAGGGCGGCGGAGAGGCUGAGCGGCAGGGCGGAUGCUGCUGUGGAGGGCAGAGGAAGGGCGGCAGUGGAUGCGCUCAACAGGCAGAUCAAGGAGGAGCUCGGCACCGGCAGCUCCUACAGGAAUGAAUUCAAAGCAUACAUGGAUGUGAAGCCUGUGAAGCCCAUUCGAGCCAGGUCACAAUACAACCCCCCGGUGGAGGAGAAAUCUAGCCUCGAGACCAGCUAUAGCGCCACCUUCAGGGGCGAGCAGAGCCGGCACCUAUCGGCCGACAACAAACUCCAAGAGCAUCGAAGGAUACGAAGCCUCUACAGUGAACCUGGCAGGGAACUCAGCAAAGUUGAGAAGCCAAGCACUCCAAAAUCCAAACCAAAAAAGACAUCAACACCAGUGUCAAGCCAUAGUAAACCAGUGAAAAAGGCAAAAGAGAAGCAGGUGUCAUCGGUGGCCGGUAACAAGAAAAAGGCAUCUGAGAAAGACCCAGAGUCCACCCCGGCGGAGGGCGAGAAGAAGAAGGCUAAAGAGAUAAACAACAAACUAGCUGAAGCGAAAGAGUAACAUCAACGCACUUCUAGUUCUUUUCCUUGUGGUGGAAACAAAGGCUGCAAAAUGAACCCGGCUCCUUCUGCCCUCUCGUUAGGUCCCUCGCUUUCUCUCACGUCUCUCUGUCUCGCUCUAGAUAACACAGUAAUGUCGAUGUGAUGUACCGCCUCGCCGCCUCUCGCCCCACAUGGGCCCCAAUUCCAGGGUCAAGCACACACGCCAAAGCUGCCACCCACUGCUCCGCACCGCUCGCUCUCUCUCUAUUACAAGGUUUCCAUGGCUACAUGCUGACCAGAUGCCCAGCGGAUGUUCUCCGAGAAUGACUCCUCUUGUGCAGAACUGAAAAAAAGCAGAGCGUUUGCUGUCCUGUCUGCGCCGGCACACAUUAUCUGGUAGCAUUUAUCAGCGGUUCGUUUCCAUAUAAAAUGUAUUUGCUAUUGAUAACACUCAUCGUCUGAUUUGAAGCCGGGUUUCAUUAAGAUGCUGUUGUCAGUUCCAGGUGUUUUGCGAAAAAGUGACAAAUUCGCCGUUACGGUUAGGAUCCAUGCUCGCUAUUCAGCUUUUCUACUCUCAGGCACUAUGUUUCGUUUCCUUCCCUGAAGGUUAGAAGCUUCCCUCCUUUUUCAGCUUCUCCACGUAACAGUUCUCUUUGUAGAUAUUGUAUAGAUGAACGUAGUUGUCUCUUCCACCUCGUCUUUUCCAACUGUCAUUGUCACUCUGUCCUUUUAUGUCAGAAAGUAUACAUUAUUAUUAUUAUUAUUAUUAUUAUUAUUAUUAUUAUUAUUUUUAUUAUUCAUAUUAGUGUUUAUAUGUGGCUACAUAGAUGUAUUAUGUUACUGCUGUCACUUGAUUGUUCUUCCUCUUGUGUUUAUAAUUCAACAGCAUUCAGCAUUCAUUCACGUUCAACAUUUAUUUAGAACAACCUGAAAACAUAAAUGUGGGCCCAAAUUAUUUAAAAAAUGUAAACGUAAUGUUUAGGUCCUACGCUACCCGCAGCACUUUUGUGAGAUGAAUAGAAGUGGCCAUUUGACUGUGACUGGGCAACAUUCACAGAGCUUGUAAUUUCCUAAUGUAAUUUCCCGUCUUCCUGAUCCCUUUGACCUGAGCCGAUCGAUAAAGGCUCUCCGAACUUAUUUUCUCAAGUCAAAAUAAUUCCACAACACAAAUGGUAAUGGAAAAGUGAGGGGCAAACCUUCACUUGUGCAGUUGUAUGUUUGUGCAAAUUUCUGUUUACGGUGGAAUUCAGUGUGUCCGGUUUUGUGUGCUCAUUACGUGUGUGCAUCCGAUAUAUCUGCCGCCAUCCUAGUCUCCACUGUACACACCACUGCUGUUGCCCAGCACUGUUUUAUUGAGCGAGUGCCGACAAAAGUUACUCCCUUGUUGUCGUUAUUUCCUUAUAGAUUGUUUUCUGAAGUCCAUGUGCAUUUUUAAUUUGCUUUAUAGAUUGAAUUGUCCGCAUGGUGAAAAAGAACCUUAACAAUAUGGAAAGGUUUCAUUUAUAUGUGUAUUUUUCCUGAUCUAAAUGUCACUCAAAUCGAUUCAAGCCUAUAGUGUAAAUACUGUACACAGGACGUGUGUGAGAACUCCUACGAAGCAGUACUCAUUUAGUUUGACCAUUUUUUGCAGUGUUUUUGGAUGUCACACUUAGUAUUAGUUACAGAUACACUUUAAUUUGUGCCACACAUUGGAAUACAUUUCCUCACAUGCAUCUUGUGUAAGUAAAUUCAUGUGUAAGAACUGAUGGGAAAAUUCAAAUGGAAAAUGAUAUACUGUCAAUUAAUUAAUGCGUUUUGGGAAACAACCUUCUGUUUGCAGCAGGGUUGUCAAUUACCACAUUUUUGAAAUGUAUGACCUAGCGAAAGCAUGCUACAGGUUCAACCUUAGAAAAUAAUGUCUCAACUUUUUUUUUUUCUUUUUUUAACUGAACCACAAUCUUAAAAUGUUUUUUCCUUUUAUUCUUCUUCCACCUUACCUAUACAUUGUGAUGGUACCAAGCUCGGUAUUAUUUGUAUUAUUAACAUUGUAUCACCAAUUACCAGUAAAAAUGAUGAACAAAAAAGUAAUCAAAACACAAAGAACACCACUGUAUUUUCGCUAUAAUGAACUGUUAGUUUUUUUUCCUUUAUAAUACUAUUUUGACACUCAUGUUCAUUACAAAGGAGCAACUAAUUUCAUUGUCUAGCUGACGCUUUAUCAAAAGUGUAUUCGUGUUAUAUCAGUAUACACCACAAGAUACCUUACUCAAGCAUUUCAGGGUCAGGACCUCGCUCAGGGGCACUAUAGAUCCCACAUGGUGCACAUACCAUAAUGGCGACCCUCACGUUUUUCCACUUGAAUGCUUGCUAUUUGAGCUAGUUACUGAACACUAUACUGUAUGUGCCUCAUUUCUGGUGUAGCUAUGCAUAUUUGCCUGUCGUCUGUGUAUGCAUCGCAUCUUCGUAACCCUUCUUGCUCAUGCCUGAGUCCCUGCUGCGGCCCAGGACCUAUCCCCAGUAACCCCUGGAGGAGAAGUGCUGCCUCCCGUCCAUUUUGCAGCCUUUCGGCUAGUUGGCUCUUGGCUGUGGAACGCGCUGAGCUCCCACUCUCGGUACUGUCUGUCGCGCCUGCCGUUACAGAAUGACCCAGAACAUGAGAACGAAAACAAAAUGACACAAAUCUUGGU